AUGGAGCCACAAGGGAUUGUCAAAGCCUUUCCCAAGAGGAAGAAGGUGAGGGAUGGCUCAGGGAAGAGUGUUCCUUCAAAGAUCCUGAAAGAGGAAGGAACUGAGAUACCUGAGGCAGAGUGGCUGAAACCAGUCACUGCCUACGUGUUGCAAGCUGGCAUUGGCCAUGCCAGAGUGGAGAUCUUCCAUAAGCAGAUUGUCCAGAAUGGAGGUGUCGUACACAACCAGCUCUCCCCAGAGGUGACGCACGUCAUUGUGGCUGAAGACAUGGGCUGUGAUCGAGCCUUUCGCCUCCUGAAGUUAACCAAGCUACCCCCAGGGCUACAGCUAGUGAAGGCAUCCUGGCUAAGUGCUUGCAUUAGAGACCAGAAACUGCUGAGUACCAGUGGCUAUGGUGUCUUUAUCCCUCACAGGUACCAUGAGGAGGGAGAACUCCAGAAAGAACAGCAGCAGGUCCUGGACAAUGAAGAGAUCCAGCCCCCAGCAGAAGAGGGAGCAGUGAAACCUAAUACUGAAUUACAGGUGGAAGAUUCCUCACAGCAAGGCCUGGGCACUCUUGGACAGCAGCAACUGGCUGAGAAAUACUCUGAUGAUGAUGUUGACAGUGAAGGAGAAGAUGCUAGUGUCACCCAGGGAGAUCUGGAAGCCUUGAUUUCUGGCCACUACCCUGUGAAAUCAUCAGAGACCAGUGACAGUUCUUCCACAGUGGCCCAGCCUCCCAGCAAGUGGGUUUGUGCCCAAUCUUCCAACAGCAAGAAGGAGAAUCACAACCAAUGCAUCACAGAAAAACUGGAAGUGCUGGCAAAGGCUUACUCUGUCCAGGGGGACAAGUGGAGAGCUCUGGGCUAUGCCAAAGCCAUUAAUGCACUCAAGAGCUACCACAAGCCAGUCACCUCCUACCAGGAAGCUUGUAAAAUCCCUGGGAUUGGGAAGCGGAUGGCAGAGAAGAUCCUGGAGAUCUUGGAGAGUGGGCACCUGCGCAAGCUGGAUCACAUCAGUGAGAGUGUGCCUGUGCUGGAGUUGUUUUCUAACAUCUGGGGAGCAGGUGUCAAGACAGCUCAGAUGUGGUACCAGCAGGGUUUCCGGACACUGGAUGAUAUCCGCACCAAGGCGACUCUCACCAGCCAGCAAGCUGUGGGGCUGAAGCACUACACAGAUUUCCUGGAGCGCAUGCCUCGGGAGGAAGCUGCAGAAAUAGAGCAGACUGUCAGACAAGCUGCCCUGGCCCUGAAGCCUGGACUAGUGUGUGUGGCAUGUGGCUCCUAUCGUCGGGGAAAGCCCACCUGUGGAGAUGUGGAUGUGCUGGUCACUCACCCCGAUGGGCAGUCUCACCGUGGGGUGUUCAGCAAGCUGCUCGACAGCCUCCGGAGGAGUGGCUUCCUUACAGAUGACCUGGUGAGUCAGGAGGACAAUGGUGAUCAGAAGAAGUACCUGGGUGUGUGCCGCCUCCCUGGGCCAGCCCAGCGUCACCGUCGUCUCGACAUUAUUGUGGUGCCUUACAGUGAGUUCGCCUGUGCCCUGCUGUACUUCACUGGCUCAGCUCACUUCAACCGCUCCAUGCGGGCCCUGGCCAAGACCAAGGGCAUGAGCCUGUCAGAGCAUGCCCUCAGCUCGGCCGUGCUGCGAGGCCCCGGAGGUGUCAAGGUGUCAUCUGGUCAUACUCUGCCCACUCCCACGGAGAGAGAUGUCUUCAUCCAGCUGGGGCUGCCUUACCGGGAGCCCUCGGAACGGGACUGGUGAUACCAGGUUGUCACUCGGCGCCCUGGGCCCACUGCUGUGCUGCUGUUUGGAAGGCUGCUGGUUUCCCCAGUGCUGUGCUGUGCUGA
This is a messenger RNA of Acanthisitta chloris (rifleman), 1826 nucleotides long. It is a transcript of the gene POLL, whose product is annotated as polymerase (DNA directed), lambda. The record is from RefSeq and is a predicted model, not a curated record. Gene Ontology annotation, biological process: double-strand break repair via nonhomologous end joining. NCBI's taxonomy places the organism in Eukaryota, Metazoa, Chordata, Aves, Passeriformes, Acanthisittidae. Gene Ontology annotation, molecular function: DNA binding; DNA-directed DNA polymerase activity. Bases 1 to 1740 code for a protein of 579 amino acids. The transcript has 8 exons. Gene Ontology annotation, cellular component: nucleus.